AUGAGCAAGGAUAGCAGCGACCUCUGGGCGGCCGCGCUAAAGACACUAAAUGAAGGGGAUAGAAAUUUGGUUACUUUCGAUGGCCAACACAAAUUGGAGGUCCUGUCCGACCUGGGGCAACUUGUCAUCAGUGCGAGGGAGAAAUCCAUCGAGAAACGGUGGCGAUUUCAUCGACCCGGUGAUGGCCAGACUGUUAUUCUUCGAGAUCUCUUCACCAAGAUUGUUGUCUGGAUUGAUCGUUUCAAAGAAAUCGGAGAUAUCGUGAUUCAGUAUGAUCCUGUACACGCUGCACUGCCGUGGGCUGGUAUACGCUUUUUGUUACAGCUUGCCGUAAGCGAUAUCACCAACUUUGCCUUCAUUGUGGAAGGCGCCGAAACAAUGGCUCGAAGUAUCUCGCGCUAUGCUACGUUCGAGCAAAUAUACCUGCCGUAUAAUAGCACAGCUUCUCGCGCCAUGAAAAGGCUCAAAGAUGCGCUCGUAAGGCUGUAUGCUGCUAUCUUGAUCUAUCUUGCCAAAGCAAAAAGAUACUUUGAGGAGCAUACGCCAAAACGCAUGUUCAAAGCCGCGCUCACGUCUCAAAGUGAUUUUGAGGAAUUACUUCGCAACAUUGAUAAGCAUACAGCGAAUGUGGACCAUGAGGCAAGUUUAGUAGAUGCAGAGCGCAGCAGCGACAUUAGUAACACGCUUGUGUCGUUGUCAAUCGACCACCAGGAAAUGCAUGCGAAGCUUCGGGAGCUUCUGCAGUCCAUCGACAGUCCGAUUCGCCGAAUGAGUCCCCAGCUCGACAGUCUCCAAGAUCAUUUAAAGCACACAGAGCGUGUGGAGAUAUUACGCUGGUUAUCGUCUCAGCCUUACUUGGAGCAUCACCAGCAGAUCAAGAAACAAGCUCUUCCAGGAUCAGGUCAAUGGCUGCUGCAGGACCCACAGUACAUUAAAUGGUAUGAGCAAAGCGCUUCGUCUUUGCUCUGGCUUCACGGAAAGCAAGGCUCCGGCAAGAGUACCCUAGUUUCGCUUGUCGUCGAGGACAUGAUAAAGAGGUUUGAAGCCAGCCAGAGCGCUCUCCCCGUCUAUUUCUACUGCACUCGGAGCGCGGCCGAGCCCGAACGCUCAAAACCGGACACGGUUCUUGCCAGUAUCCUUAGGCAGCUAUCAUGUGUCCCGCCCGAUGCACCCCUUCUUAGUCCGGUGAUCGAGAAGUACAAAAGACAAGGCGAAGGAUUCAAGUCCAACGGUCUCGGACUAGAUGACAGCCGGGAUCUGAUCAUCAGGCUGAUCGAGGACCACAGUAUGACCAUGACCAUAAUUGUUGUGGAUGCUCUUGACGAAUGCGACGCCGAAAUGCGGCAAAGCCUUCUUGAUGCAUUUGAACAUAUCCUGAAGGAGUCAGUAGGCUUAGUCAAGAUUUUUGUCUCCAGCCGUGAUGAUCAGGAUAUCGUCUGCACUCUCCGGCGCUAUCCAAAUCUGGAUAUCUCUUCUGACAAAAACACAGCUGACAUCGAAGCUUAUGUCAAGACAGAGGCACAGAAACUUGUGAACAAGGGACAGCUCUUACGCAACAGUCGAGCGAAAGAAGAAAUGACAGCGUUGAUUAUUGACCAAGUUUGCAAGGGCGCUGACGGCAUGUUCCGAUGGGCAAGCCUCCAACUCGGCGUCCUCCGACCGCUGAUACGUGAUGAAGAUAUCCGGGCACAAUUGGGAAGGCUUCCCCCAAAAUUGGAGCAGCUGUACGUCGAGGCCUACAACAACUUGAUCUCGCGCCCAGGCGAAGUUUGUCGGUCAAUCAUCGACAACGCCCUGAAAUGGCUACUUUGCGCCCGAGAGGAGAUGCAUGCUUCAGAAUUUCUGGUGGCGGUGGCAGCGAACCUGAAGACCUUUGAAGGAGACAUUUCCGUGGACAGUCUUCUCGAACUCUGCAAUAACUUUGUCGUAUAUGACGAAGGUCUGGACAUAUUUCGCUUCGCCCAUCUCUCUGUUCGUGAAUUUCUUGAAAAAAUGCCGGCAUUCGCGGAAGUCUCGUGUUACACUCUCGCCGCCGAGUGCUGCCUGCUGCAAAUGGUUGCGUAUUCAAAUUGCCCAGUCGCAGAGCAAUUGAUGAGCGAUCUACACUGUAUCCGUCUCCGUGGGAGUUCAGGUAAUACAGAAUCGUCAUCGUGUGCGGAAUUUCUUAGGUACGCCAACACCUUCUGGACCGAAUACUGUCAACAAAUUCCACAGCGCAACAGGUCGGACGACACUCAGUUCGGGCGGAUCUUCCGUUUUUUCCUCUCAGACAAGCUAGGAUCUGGCUCGCCGCUAAACGCUUGGGUACAAUGGCACUGUAACCGCAUGAUACCUGGGUGGAAAGCCGAAGCACCACUCAAGGCUCCAAGAAUCUCUUACCUGCUGUUCCGAUUCUCUCUCUAA
Letharia columbiana is the source of this 2403-nucleotide messenger RNA. RefSeq lists its product as uncharacterized. NCBI's taxonomy places the organism in Eukaryota, Fungi, Ascomycota, Lecanoromycetes, Lecanorales, Parmeliaceae. The transcript has 7 exons. The coding region runs from base 1 to 2403 and encodes 800 amino acids. The record is from RefSeq and is a predicted model, not a curated record.